This is a messenger RNA of Athalia rosae (coleseed sawfly), 3777 nucleotides long. RefSeq names its product tubulin glycylase 3A-like. Gene Ontology annotation, molecular function: protein-glycine ligase activity, initiating. Gene Ontology annotation, cellular component: cilium. The record is from RefSeq and is a predicted model, not a curated record. Gene Ontology annotation, biological process: cilium movement; protein polyglycylation; cilium assembly. The transcript is spliced from 15 exons. NCBI's taxonomy places the organism in Eukaryota, Metazoa, Arthropoda, Insecta, Hymenoptera, Athaliidae. The coding region runs from base 892 to 3534 and encodes 880 amino acids.
UUUGGAUCAGCCGGUUUUCAUAAUUUCCUUCCUAUAUUCCAGUAAUUUGAACUGCAUGGUUAUUCAAUAAAGGACAGCGAAACUUUUGUAAACCUAUUUUUAUAGAAUUUUUACACAGCCCGCGGUCCUAUGCCUCUAAUUCUACAUCACUUGAUAUCUUUCGCCUGGAUAACACUAUAGCGGAAUCUGUUUCAAUGAUUUGUGGGCAUGUGUGAGAGAACCUGCCGACCCGUUAGGUGCCUGGUACGCCGAAGAACCUCAGUCCUGCAACCGCCGCGCACCCGCCCUACGUUCACACAAAUACAAAAACACCAACCCCGAUCUUAUCCCGCCAGCAGCUCAACCCGAUUUGUCCUGAAUUCCUUAUCCGAGGACUUCCGCGCUUGCGGGAUCCUGGAUUUCAACCUGCACCGUGCAGGCACAUGGUCGGAGGGCGACCAGGAGUCGAAACCUCGCGCGGGUUUCAAGAAACGUUCAGUUACCACCAGUUUGCCUGGGAGUGCGACCCGCGGAUCUUCUUUCCUGAACUGAUCGGGUAGAUCGUCGUCGCAGGUGCGGGAUUCGCGCUGUUCCAUCAUAUAUGAGAGACGUUAGACGUCACCCGCAAUUUACCGACAAGUUUUCCGACCUUUACCCCACAGUCAUUCACUCCCCGUUCGAAUUAGGUACCCAAAUUUUACUUCCGCGAUCGCGUGCGUGCUUCAAGCGAUUAGUUUAACUACAUGUUCGAUGAAACGGCACGCUAGGAUUUGGGACCACCUUUAACCACAAGGUUUUGCUAGAUCGGUGCUCUCGAAGAGAUUUUGAAUUUUACAAUUCCUGACCGUAAGUCAAGGGCAAUGACGCUUACCCUCUGACAAAUACGUGUAGAGGCUGAAGUAGAUUCACCACAUGAUCGCUAACAAUGAACAGUCCGCCAAAAUUGAUCCGCAUGAUAAUGCGGGAAGAGCGGAAAAAACUAACGAAGACUGCAAAGAGAAAGAAAAGGAUGAAAAUUCGAAUAAUCACGGCGACAUCGAAGUCGCAGUAUCAAACGAUGAAAAUUCCACUGACAAAUCAAUUUCCGAAAACGUAACAUCGGGAGACUCUCAAUUAACGAGCACCCUUCCGCCAACCUUACAAGAACGAUUCCUCCGCAUCAAACAAAUGGUGAAAGACGCUAUAGCUGCGCAUCACACUUUUAUGAUUUAUGGAAGAUCGAGGGUCGUACGCGAGUGCAUGUUAAGGAGGGGUUGGUGUGAAAAAUACUACCGAAAGUCUGUCAACGCGGAUCAGCACCUGAACGUAGAGUCAAAUCCGGUUGCGCUUCUGGCAGGAAUCGGCGAUCUGAAGGAUCAGCAAAGCGAGCGUCUUCUGAUUUCGAAAAUGCUCGGCAGUCAUGUCGUUGACUUUCUGUGGAACACGGGUUCAGAAUGGCCGGGAUGGCCGGCUCAAGACAACAAGACCACCGUUUUCAACAGAUUUUGUCGCGCCGGAUUCACAUCCAAGAUUGGCCUUUGCUCGAACGUCAGACAGAUGCACUGGUACUACGAAGCAGGGGUGGCUAAUACCCUUUUCCCACGAUGCUACAACAUUUGCCAGGGCGAUCAAAUGCACGCCUUUGUCGAGGACUUCAGGUUCACCGCUUGUCUCGGACUCCUCAAGUGGUUAGUGGACAAAAUGAGUACGGAGGGAGAAAACGCAACGAGGUCAUCGAGCGGGACUAUUCCUCUGAAAGCUCUGGAUUUCGCUAUCCGAAGAUGUAGCGACUACAUAGGAGCUCAAUCGCACGACGACAUCGACCAGGAGGUGGAGCGUGUUUGGUCGCAUCAGUGGGACCAAUUCAUCUGCUGGUACUACAAAAUCAUUCUCGGUCAAGCACUCUUUGUCCUCAACAACGUACCCUUCCACAAAUACUUCCUCGCCGCGAAACACAUACUGAAACGAAUCAGAAAAUACUGGCCACAAUUGGACAUGGACGGGAUCAUGAACGUGUGGAUUUUGAAGCCAGGAAACAAGAGUCGAGGGCGGGGCAUAACGCUGAUGAAUAAACUCGAAGACGUGGUGGCGAAAAUUAACCCGGCCAAUAAAUCCGACACUCGCUACGUCGUUCAAAAGUAUAUAGAACGCCCGCUUCUCGUUUACAGCACGAAAUUUGACAUCAGACAAUGGUUUAUCGUCACAUGUGCUCAACCCCUCACUUUAUGGAUGUACAGGGAAAGCUACCUGCGAUUUUGUUCGCAAACGUUUCGCCUGACCGACUUCCACGAAUCGAUCCAUCUCUGCAAUCAUGCCAUUCAGUGCAAAUACAAAAACAGCGACGACCGCGAUCCUGCCUUGCCCGCGGACAAUAUGUGGGAUGCUACGACCUUCAAACAAUUCCUCAAAGCUCAAGGGCACAACGAUGUCUGGGAUGAGCUGAUCUAUCCGGGGAUGAAGCAAAGUCUCGUUGGAUCUCUACUCGCUAGUCAGGAGGCUAUGGAUCGCCGAAAAAAUAGCUUCGAACUUUACGGCGCCGAUUUUAUGGUGAUGGAAGAUUUUUCCGUUUGGUUAAUAGAAAUAAAUAGCCAUCCAGACAUGAGCUAUACGACGAGUGUUACUUCCAGACUCUGUCGACAAGUCAUGGAAGACACCAUAAAGGUUGUAGUGGAUUCUCGGGAGGACAAGAACGCGGACACUGGUAAAUUUGAACUGGCUUAUCGUCAACGAAUGCCCAGUUGUCAGCCGUACCUUGGCGCAGCCCUUUCGCUCCAAGGAACACGGAUAGUUACCACCGAGAAGAAACCAAACACUACGGGACACGACUCCAAGCUCAGUCUCGUCUCAAAGUCACCCGCGACAUGUCUGAACCACUCGAAGUCAGCGGUGCACACCUACAUCGGGCCGGUGAUCGUGGACUUGAUUGAAGAGCUGGAAAUCCAACUGGAUCAGGAAUUUUAUGCCUAUUAUAAACUUGAUUCGCCAAGAUUGCGACACGCGUUAACAGCACCUGAAUUUUCUAUGUCCUCUAAAACAUCGAUCGGCUCAUCGCAGAAGAUCGAAUUAGGAACUACAACCUCGACGGAAACGCCACCGUCUUCCAAUAAGAUCAAAAGCCCGAAUCAGAAUAAAGCGGAAUCCGCGGUUAAGAGCAUCGCGCAAAAGCCUGCAACCGGAAAACAAAGGAUGACACAGCCGCUUCCGAAAGUUGAAGUCACCGCACGGCAGACUCUAAUAUCGAAAACAAUGGAAGUUAAACAACCGCAGACCGCACCGGUUACGGCGAUCGCUCCCCGGAUGGAAAAACUUCCGCUGAAAAAGCACAACGAAGAAAAGGUAAUAAGCGCGGCCAUGCAGAAUGCGAUCAACAAGUAUAAGAGGAAGGGUGUGAUCCCUCCGGAGGCUUCUUCUCUCUCGACUCUUGUCGGACCAAAUCAGCCCGGUAAAUUGAGCCAAGCACCAUCUGCGAGAAAUCGCCAUAAAAGCAGUCAAAGAAAACAAGGCCAUUCGAAAAAGACCAAAGUUCUGUCGGACAUUACGGAUAUGUACGCCGUUGGACUCGGACUGACCAAAUAGUCGAAUAUCCCGUACCCCCUUUGUUCGAUUUUUUAAACGUUGUGCAUCCCCAGCUACUCUCUUUAAUCGAUUUCAAAUUUUAUCUUCAAUCAUGUACUGGCAAUAAUAAAGUGUUACGUACAAGUUCGUGCUGAAGUUGUGUUCAACAAAAAAAUAUUAAAAAAAAAAAGAAACAAGAAAAAUGAUGGGAGUCAAUGGUCGUUUCCGGAUUUUCAAUUAAAAAUGUGAUACUCACUUCUGAAA